AUUUAUGUCAUCCAAAGGUCAUGAUCGUCAAAAGAUUUUGAGCAAAGAGCAGAAUGUGGGCCUUACAAAAGAGUAGUAUGAAAAAAAAUAUUUAUUUCAUCGUUUAAAAGAGAGAUUUUUACAUAGCUAGGAUUUAUCACUAGAAACAAUUACCCCAGAGGGACAUGAAAACAUUUAUAUACCAAUGGAUAUUCAAACUCCGACUUAAGCAGAUGGUUUAAGUUAUGAGGAUGAAUAGGCUCUUAGGAUGCACGGUGCUUAAAUUUGUUUCCAAGCCUGCAAUCACUUAAAAUUACCAUUAACAACAGCCAUUACAAGCUUAGUAAUAUUUCAUAGAUUUUUUGCUAAGUAUUGCAAGUGAUGUCAAAGUAUAUAGGAAUUCUUUCGUGGAUUUUGAUUACCGCGAAAUUUCAAUGGCUUCAUUGUAUUUGGCAGGCAAGGUUGAAGAAACAUUACUGAAAACAUGGUAUAUAGCAGGUGCAUUCAGCUCUGUGUUUCAAAAACAAAAAUAAGCUCCAUUGUAAAAUUAGUAUUUAUGUGAAGGGACAUCAUAAUUAAAUAAGAAAAACUAAUUCUUAAGGAACUGGGAUUUGAAUUAUUUAGAGUUUCAGAUCAUCCGCAUAAGUUCAUAGAAUCAUUUUAUCAUUUUAUUAAGGUCGAUAAGCAGGUGGCUCAAAAGGCUUGGUAUUACUUGAACGAUUCAUACAUGACUGAUUUAUGCGUACAUUUUCCACCUUAAGUUAUUGCAGCAGGAGCAUUGUAUUUAGCAUUGAGGGUCUGUAAUCAUCCCAUGCCCACUUAACCAUGGUGGAUUUUGUUAGAAGCUACUUUGGCAUAGGUAGAGUAAGUAGCUGCCACCAUAUAUAAUAUUUAUGAAUUCGAAAAGAUGGAUUUUAGACAAGCAAGAAGAAUCUUAGCUAAAGCCAAUAGAGUAGCUUAUGUCAUUUAACAUAGCGAAAUCUAUGGCUUGCUUGAAAAGAUUGAAAGACCUUUAGAAACAAAAAAGUAGAAUUCUAUUUAACCAUCCUAAUAAUAAUCUUAAUAGCCUUAAUAAUAAAUACAAUAAGAGCCAACAUAAAAUAAUAAAGAUAAAUAAGAGCCAUCGCCUGAUAAUAAUAAAGAAAAAAAAAGUAUUAAAAAAAAAAGUAAAUCUAAGGAAAAAAAGAGCAAAGACAAAAAGAAUAAAUCGGAAAAAAAGAAAAACAAGGAUAAGGAAAGAGAAAAAGAAAAGAAAAAAGAAGACAAAAAAAAGAAAAAGAAGUAAAAAUAUAAUUACUAUUUAAUUAGAAGUAGAUCUAAAAGCAAAUCGAAUGAUAAAAAGAUAUCGAAAAAGUAAAAAAAAAAAGAAAAGGAAAAAGAGAAGGAGAGUCAAAGAGAAAAAGAGAGAGAAAGAGAGAGAGAUAGAGAAAAAGAGAAAGAAAAUGAGAAGGAUAAAGAAAUAAAAGAAAACAUUAAAGAGAAAGAUAAUUAAAAAAAUGAUUAGGAGAAACCAUCAGUCGAUCAAAAUUCAACAAAAGAAUAAGAUCAAUAAUUAGAUAGAGGUAUGAUUAAAUCCAAUAUGGAGAUUGAGAAUGAAAAUGAACAAACUAAAAACAACAACAAUAACUAGUAAUAAAAUUUAACAGGUAACGAAUAAAUUAGAGAUGACAAUAUCCACCAAAACUCACUGGCAAAUCAAGAGUCUUAGUUUUAGGCAUAACAGAUUAACCAAGAUGAUUAAUAGCAAAAUAUCGUACCUAUAGAUGACUAAUCGAAAGUGUAAUUGCCUUUAUAGAGUAAAUAGGAUUUCAUUGCUCAAAUCAAAGCAUUACUAAAAACAUAAUAACUUCAGAAAACUGAUGAUGUUGAAAAAAAGGAUAAAGAAGUAGAGAACAUUGAAAUUGAAAAGUAAUCUCCGAAUGAAUAGGAUUCCGAAGAGGACCAGCAGCUUAAUGCAAUUAAAUUAAAAAGUAAAAUUAAUAAUUAAUUGUGUAGUUUUAGCUAAAAAAAGGAAUGAAUAAUGAGC
Messenger RNA from Paramecium octaurelia, 2005 nucleotides. Lineage: Eukaryota; Ciliophora; Oligohymenophorea; Peniculida; Parameciidae. The record is from the annotation of a GenBank genome assembly.